AUGGCCGCGUGCGGCAGCGAGGAGAAAACCUACCGGCGUUUCCUGGAGCUUUUCUUGCGGGAGAUGAGGCCUCCGCUGCCCGAGGACGGCCCUCUUCCCACCCGGCCCUUAUCGGACUCUGUGGCGGAGGAUGAAGUGGAGGGAGAGACCCUGGACCUGUGCCUGCAGCACCUCUGCAAAUAUAACUGCCCGUUCACGCUGGCCGCCGCUCUGGCUCGAGGGACGGCUGACAGCAUCCUGCAGAGUGACCUCUCCAUGUAUUACCUCAACAAAAACGUUGAGGACGGCACAGAAACGUUUCCUCAGAUCGAGGCGGUGAAGCUGGCCCGGCUGGUGUUUAAUAAGCUCUGUGAAACGUGCUGUUUGUGGCUGAAAGGCAUUCCGACUCGCCGCCGCGUCCAGCCGUACUAUGAGACGUCCAUCCAUGCCAUCAAAAACAUGCGCAGAAAGAUGGAGGACAGACACGUGGUCAUCCCGGACUUUAACACACUCUUUAACCUUCAGGAUCAGGAGGAGCAGGCGUUUUUCGCCGUGUUUGAUGGUCACGGUGGAGUGGAUGCGGCCACUUUCGCUGCCAAUCACCUGCACGUCAACCUGGUGAGGCAGGAGAUGUUCAGUCAGGACCCGGGAGAGGCGCUGUGCCGCGCCUUCAAACUGACCGACGAGCGCUUCGUACAGAAAGCAUCAAGAGAGAACCUGCGCUGCGGGACCACUGGGGUCGUGACCUUCCUGCGCGGCCGGACAUUGUAUGUAGCCUGGCUCGGAGACUCGCAGGCCAUGCUGGUGAAGAAAGGACAACCUGUGGAGCUGAUGAAGCCCCACAAACCGGACAGAGAGGAUGAGAAGCAGCGGAUCGAGGCGUUGGGCGGCUGCGUGAUUUGGUUCGGGACGUGGAGAGUGAACGGCAGCUUGUCCGUGUCGAGAGCUAUAGGAGACUCGGAGCAUAAGCCUUACAUCUGCGGCGACGCUGACCACAUCACGUUUCCCUUGGAUGGCACCGAGGACUACCUGAUCCUGGCCUGCGACGGCUUCUACGACACGGUGAACCCGGACGAGGCGGCGCGAGUGGUCAGCGACCAUCUGCAGGAGAACAACGGCGACACCACCAUGGUGGCCCACAAGCUGGUGGCUUCGGCCCGCGACGCCGGCUCCAGCGACAACAUCACGGUCAUCGUGGUGUUCCUCAGGGACCCGCGGGCACCUCCGCCGUCAGAGGAGCCGGAGGAGGAAGGGGAGGAGCCGGGGGAGGAGCCCGUGGAGGAGGAGGCGGAGCCGGAAGAGGAGGAGGAGGAAGAAGAGGAAACUUCGCAGAGCGAGUUAGUUUGUCAGGACGGCGGAGGAGAGAACGGCGGGAAAUCUCGCGGCGGCUGGCCACUGCAGCAGUGCUCGGCUCCGGCCGAUUUGGCGUACGAAGAUCGCAUGGAUUCGUUUACGGACAGAACCAGCCUGAGCAUCACCGGGCCAGAGCCUUUUUCAGAAAAAGGCUGCUUCCGGAUGCCUCCGGAGGCCCGAGGCCCGCCAGUCAGAACCUUCUGGCCGGACCUGGGGGCGGGCGGAGGCCGGGUUCGGCGCCCACGCUUGGAAACGGAGGGUUACUGCGGGCUUAGGCACCAAAAAUGGCCUAAAUCUCAAGUCCCCUCGUUUACAAAACCCAUGACUGGACAAUGGCUAGAGGCGGCUGCUCUGUUCCCCCAGCAGGGGAGGAGAAAGAGAAGGAUGGAAGGAGUGGUGCUGAGGAGGGAGAUGAAGAAGCGGCGGAUUUUGAAGGCUCGAGAGCUCCACUGCCCUUCGAGCCCUCACCCUAAUGUGCCCUAUCCGCUCCGCUGCAUAGAGAGCAGGCCCGGGGUCGCCCUGCCUCGCGUAACACACGACUAAAACCGGGUCUAAACCCUAAACCUGCAUUAUACUGCUCACCCUCCGACACUAGAACACACUCAUAUUGUCCGCUGUGGGUGCAAAUAUAUACAUAUACACGUACUCAAACCACACUGCAGAAAAUGACCUCUUGGCAUCUUAAAUGUCAGAAAAAUAUCUAAUAUUUUUCACCAUGAGAUUUUUUUAGGAAUAAGA
Colossoma macropomum (tambaqui) is the source of this 2070-nucleotide messenger RNA. RefSeq names its product protein phosphatase, Mg2+/Mn2+ dependent, 1E (gene ppm1e). Gene Ontology annotation, molecular function: cation binding; protein serine/threonine phosphatase activity. NCBI's taxonomy places the organism in Eukaryota, Metazoa, Chordata, Actinopteri, Characiformes, Serrasalmidae. Gene Ontology annotation, biological process: negative regulation of protein kinase activity; protein dephosphorylation. The record is from RefSeq and is a predicted model, not a curated record. Bases 1 to 1875 code for a protein of 624 amino acids. The transcript has 7 exons.